Molecule: messenger RNA, 1635 nt
Organism: Gastrolobium bilobum
Lineage: Eukaryota; Viridiplantae; Streptophyta; Magnoliopsida; Fabales; Fabaceae
Product: cytochrome P450 78A7
Exons: 2
Coding region: 1-1635 (544 amino acids)
Molecular function (GO): iron ion binding; monooxygenase activity; oxidoreductase activity, acting on paired donors, with incorporation or reduction of molecular oxygen
Source: RefSeq, a predicted model, not a curated record
AUGGGUUUACUUUCAACAUCCUUAGACAGUACUAGCUGGUGGGUGUUUACACUUCCAGCCAUUGUAGGAACACAAAACAUGCUUAACAAUCUAGUCUUGGUGAUCCUAAUUGCACUUUUCUCUAUUGGGUUUCUAGCAUGGGCUUUCUCAAGAGGAGGAGGAGGAGGAGUAGCUUGGAGAAAUGGAAGGAACCAAAUGGGUCAAGUCCCAAUACCAGGACCCAAAGGUCUUCCAAUCUUUGGCAUCUUAUUCAGCUUAAGCCAUGGCUUACCUCACCGUACCCUUGCUUCUAUGGCUUCCACUCUAUCUGCUACAAAACUUAUGGCCUUCAGCUUGGGCUCAACCCCUGCAGUUAUCACAUCAAACGCUCACAUGGCACGUGAAAUCUUGAACUCACCCCAUUUUGCUGACCGUCCCAUUAAGCAAUCUGCUAAGAGCCUCAUGUUCAGUCGUGCCAUUGGGUUUGCACCAAACAACACAUAUUGGCGUUUGCUUCGUAAGGUUGCGUCAACCCACCUCUUCUCUCCGACACGCAUCGCCGCCCAUGAGUCCGGUCGCCAGCUUGACUGCGCCGCUAUGUUGUUCGCCGUAGCGAAUGAACAAUCCAAAUAUGGACUCGUUUGCUUAAGGAAACACCUCCAAGAUGCAGCUCUUAACAACAUUAUGGGAACCGUUUUUGGAAGAAGAUACAGCCAAGAAGAGUGCCCUAAUAAUUGCAACGAGGUUAAAGAGCUGCAUGAGAUGGUGAGGGAAGGGUUUGAGCUUUUAGGAGCCUUCAAUUGGUCUGAUUAUGUGUCUUGGAUCAGCUUCUUUUAUGACCCUUUUCGUAUUCAAGAACGGUGCUCAGCUCUUGCUCCUCGCGUUAAGAAAUUUGUCAAGCAGGUUUUGGACGAGCACCGAAUGCAGGCUCCAUUAAUCAAUGAGCUUUCUUAUGCCUCGGACUUUGUGGAUGUUCUGCUCUCUCUAGAGGGGGAUGAGAAGCUCCAAGAUGACGACAUGAUUGCCAUUUUAUGGGAGAUGAUAUUUCGUGGAACAGAUACAACAGCACUUCUUACUGAGUGGGUAAUGGCUGAGCUUGUAUUGAACCAAGAAGUGCAGACAAGGCUUCAUGAUGAGCUUGAUAUGGUUAUGGGAGACAAGAAUGAUGUUACGGAUGCUGAUGUAAUCAAAAUGCCAUACCUUGAAGCCAUUGUGAAGGAGACAUUGCGAGUGCAUCCAAUUGGGCCCCUCCUUUCGUGGGCCCGUUUGUCCACGUCAGAUGUUCAGCUGAGUAACGGAAUGGUGGUCCCAGCCAACACAACAACAAUGGUGAACAUGUGGACCAUAACCCACGAUCCUAAUGUGUGGGAGGAGCCAUUAAUGUUCAAGCCAGAGAGAUUUUUGAGGAGUGAAGGAGGGGUUGACAUGGAUGUGAGGGGUGUUGAUCUUAGGCUUGCACCGUUUGGAGCUGGACGUAGGGUUUGUCCAGGUAAGAACUUAGGCCUUGUGACUGUGAGCCUUUGGGUGGCUAAGUUGGUUCACCAGUUUCAAUGGUUCCAAGACAUGGCUAACCCCGUUGACCUCACCGAGGUGCUCAAACUAUCCUGUGAGAUGAAGAAUCCCCUCAAGGCUGUGGCUAUUCCUAGGAUUGCUUAA